AUGUCAUCACCACCUUUUCUCUCAAAGCCCGAACUCGGGGAACAACUCCUUGUCUAUCUGGCCGUAUCUAAAGUGGCAGUGGAAGCAGGAGCAUUUUCCCAAAUAUGCGAACAAGAGGUAAUCAUCUUUAUAUGGAGAAACAUCAUUUGUCGAUUCGGCCUACCCAAGGAGAUCAGCUGUGACAAUGGACCCCAAUUCACGGGAAAGAAAACUUCCAAAUUCUUCGAGAAAUUACACAUUAAGAGGAUACUCUCAACUUCGUAUCACCUGGCAGGUAACGGGCAAGCAGAAUCCUCCAACAAGUCCAUAUUAUUCAUCAUGAAGAAGAAGAUUGAAGACGCCAAGGGACUAUGGCCGAAGAUACUCCUAGAAGUAUUAUGGGCAUAUAGAACCACCCCGAAGACAAGAACAAGAGAGACACCCUACUCUCUGGUCUAUGGGACCGAAGCAACCAUACCAGUCGAAAUCAGAGAACCCAGCCGAAGUUACUCCCACAAAAGCAGUACUAAUAAUGAUGAGAGUAGAAGGCAGGAACUCGAUGAGAUCGACAAAUGA
Molecule: messenger RNA, 555 nt
Organism: Nicotiana attenuata
Lineage: Eukaryota; Viridiplantae; Streptophyta; Magnoliopsida; Solanales; Solanaceae
Exons: 2
Coding region: 1-555 (184 amino acids)
Biological process (GO): DNA integration
Molecular function (GO): nucleic acid binding
Source: RefSeq, a predicted model, not a curated record